GCCCGCCGUCCGCCGUCACGUGCGGGCCGCAGCGGCCGCGUAGUCAGGUGGGGACGGCUGAGCCGGGUGCCAGCCAAGGCAGGAAGGGAGGCGGCUGUCGAGCCAUUCUUAAAGGGGCCCCGAGAGAUCCUACGGCGACGGGCCGCCGACGGCCGGAAGGAAAAUGAGUGAGUCUUUGGUGGUUUGUGAUGUUGCUGAAGAUUUAGUGGAAAAGCUGAGAAAGUUUCGUUUUCGAAAAGAAACCCACAAUGCUGCCAUUAUAAUGAAGAUUGACAAGGACAAACGCCUGGUGGUACUGGAUGAGGAACUUGAGGGCAUCUCCCCAGAUGAACUUAAAGAUGAACUCCCUGAGCGGCAACCUCGAACCUUCAUUGUGUAUAGUUAUAAAUACCAACAUGAUGAUGGAAGAGUUUCCUACCCUCUGUGUUUUAUCUUCUCCAGUCCUGUUGGAUGCAAGCCUGAGCAGCAGAUGAUGUAUGCUGGGAGUAAGAACAAGCUAGUCCAGACAGCUGAGCUAACCAAGGUAUUUGAAAUAAGAAACACUGAAGACCUAACUGAAGAAUGGCUACGUGAGAAACUUGGAUUUUUCCACUAAUGUGAACUUCUGUGUUUCUAAAGUAUUUAUGUAUUAACCUGACCAUACUGGAACCAGACAUAAAUAGUUAAUUUAUGCCUAAAAAUGCACUGUUACUUACAGUCUGUUUCCUGCAGUAAAGAAACUUCAUUUGUGCAGUUUGAACAAAGGGAAAUCAUCUUCAUAGUAACGGAACUUUGUGAAGUGUUUCCUUGUGUUUGUCAUUGUUAGCUGGACCAUUGUUCUCCGGGGUGACUAAUUUCUGUAAUUUAUGAUUCGGAAUGACUGUUUGCAGACACUAUUGGAGGGGGGUAUUAGACUGUGAUGGACACAGGUCCUCCUUGGCCCUCUCCUGGGCACUGGCAGUUUAGAGUGCAGAGAGAAGAACCUCAUCGCUUGGCACAUCAGCCAGGUUCAUGGGCUAAGGUGACUGAUGCUGAGCCAGGAGUCAUGACUGCAGAGCCUCUGCUGCACUCCCUAGUCCUCCUUCGCUCUUGGUCUCCUGUAGCUGUUUAAUCAAGUGUAGAAACUACAUCAAUCACUCGUUCUUAAGGUCUGGGAGUUGGAUUUUAUGGUAGAGUUAUGAUUAUUAGUUUUUCUUCUUAAGGGAAGUAGAAUUCUAGUCUUAGAAACUGGUGAGUUAUAGAAUCAAGGGCUUCGUUCCUGGUUGUGUCACUAAUAGGGAGCUUAGAAUGUAGCUUGGUAACACUAUAAAGCAUCUCCUAAUGUCUUGUGAGCACUGUUUAAAUAUGUUAAUACUGUGCCUUUGAUUUGUCAGCAUUAACAUUAGCUUAAGACUUCUACACUGCCAGUAUUCUAGAUUUGGUGAAAUUAAUACUUUUCUAAAGGGUUCAAGUAAAACAAUUUUCUAAUAUGUAUAACUGAAGUUUGUAAUAAAACCAACUUGUUAUUUUUAAAAUUCCAA
Messenger RNA from Peromyscus leucopus (white-footed mouse), 1499 nucleotides. It is a transcript of the gene Gmfb, whose product is annotated as glia maturation factor beta. The transcript is spliced from 7 exons. NCBI's taxonomy places the organism in Eukaryota, Metazoa, Chordata, Mammalia, Rodentia, Cricetidae. Gene Ontology annotation, biological process: negative regulation of Arp2/3 complex-mediated actin nucleation; actin filament debranching. The record is from RefSeq and is a predicted model, not a curated record. Bases 164 to 595 code for a protein of 143 amino acids. Gene Ontology annotation, molecular function: Arp2/3 complex binding; actin binding. Gene Ontology annotation, cellular component: actin cortical patch.